Molecule: messenger RNA, 3448 nt
Organism: Anopheles funestus (African malaria mosquito)
Lineage: Eukaryota; Metazoa; Arthropoda; Insecta; Diptera; Culicidae
Product: trypsin 3A1-like
Exons: 3
Coding region: 2485-3303 (272 amino acids)
Biological process (GO): proteolysis
Molecular function (GO): serine-type endopeptidase activity
Source: RefSeq, a predicted model, not a curated record
ACAUCAUGAAAGUGUGUGGGAGCAUCCGAUAUGGGAAUGGCGAAAGAGAUUGAACUACGAACGAGUGUUUGGAUGCGUUAUCCAUAUAGUACGGUUGUGUAGAUUUUCAUUAUAGAACGCAGAGGAACAGAACAAGCUCGUACGAAUUGGAUAAAGUGGAUUAAGUUCCUGCCGGGAAUUGCAUGGAUCCAUGCCAUGGUAGCAUAACGUUUAUGUUUAAAACAUGACCAAAGAAAAAAAAAUGGAGAAACAGAUGAACCUACCGAAAUGAAUAAGCUCAUGCCGACCAUUUCCGGCUUAUUUUAUCACGUAGCCAGAUAGUCAGUCAUUGCUACGGAGGACGGUCUGGAUGGGAUUUGAUACUACAACUGCACAGUUGUAAUAGUAAUGAAUGAAUGAAUUUAUGUUAGCUUUAUGUGUUUGAGCAGAAAGGAAAACAUUUUGUUUUGAUUGAUUAAUUUGUAUUACAUGCUUUAUUUCCGUUUAACCAUUCGUGAUAAUUAUUUUCCAAUUGCGAGAGCUCUUUUUCGUAUGACCGUGUUCCGUUCCUUACGAUUCGUUGGAGUUAGAGGCCGAGUUAGAGGCAGCGGAUUCAGCCGAUUCGACGGAAUUUACCGGAGCCUGACCCAUAGCCGCGGCCAGCAGAGCGAAGAAUGUCGCGAACAGGAAUUUAAGAUCCAUUGUUGAGUUGGAAUUUGUAGUUAUGCGUUUGCAGAGAACAGAACUAAUGGUUAAGGGUUGUAGAAAUUGGGCUAUUUAUACCAACGAAACGUAGUAACAACCAUGAACAGCUUUGUUUCAGAGCAAGUUGCAGAGUUUUCAGAAACCUUCGUUGAGGUUUCUUGCAUUGCAUCAUCAGUAUAAAGAGGAUUUUUUAUUGCGUAGAGAGUUCUUCUUCCUUCCGGUAGACGUAAAUAUUUGAUCGAAGGCUGGCAGUGAAUCUGAAUAGAUUUAUUUUGCUGCAUGGAAGGAUAGCGCGUUGUGUUAAAGAAAGUGUUGUUUCACAUGUGGCCGACCGAGCAGCUGCGAAUCAUAACGUAGGACCGGUUGUUUUUCUAACAAUCUACGAUCUACGAAUCUAUGGAACAAUCUACGAUUGUUUAUGCAUAAUAGUUUGCACUGUUAGAAUUCAAUUCAAUUGUAAUACUAUCAGAGAUGAAAGAAAACUCCAUGCAUCAAAAUCGUAUUAAACUUUAAAACCUAUUUACUAAGCAAUUCUAAUACAGACAACAAUGUGAUGAUUUGGUGGGAGUCGGAACAAGUAAGAACUGAUUCCCGAAGGUCUUACCAGCGUUUGCUCGUUACGAGUAGAAGUAUAAGAUUUGAACUUAUUUCAAAUUUGUUUCAUAUACAUGUACAACAAAUGAUAGUAAUUGGUGUUCGAAAUGAAAAUAUUAUAACGUAUUUAGUUGAAUAGAAAUGAAUAUCGCUAAGCUAGCACGCGAAAACUAGAGUCUUAUUCUUAUAUGGCGCACGUGUUCAAUAUUUUAACGUUAGCCAGUGUUUCUCAACCAUGUGUGGUUAAUGCGCCAUUUGUGGAAAUUAUUCAACUAUGAAAUAUGAAUUUAAUCGGAAAAGAACCAAUCAAAAUUAUAGGAAAUUAGGUAAAUAUCUGACGAGUUCAGCUAUAAUAUAUAUGCAUUUACUUAUUUCUCUCUCUCUCUCUCUCUCUCUCUCUCUCUCUCUCUCUCUCUCUCUCUUGUUGGUUUCACGCCGGCCAUUUCUGGCUUACUAGACUUAUUUUUAUCGCGUAGCUGGAUACUCAGUACGGCGGAAAAAACAAAGCAGAAAGAGCUUUUAAUGGUAAAGAUUCUAUUAUUUUGGCACUACAAUGUUUUAAAGAGAGUAGCAAUUUUAGGCUUUAAUAAAACCCACUUGUAUCAAUACGGCCAGGCCGUUGUACCUGAAUAAAAAAAACCCGGUUGUUAGGGUAUCAUUACUGCAUGUCUCGAUAGGAGAAGAUAUCGGUUCCGCCGUUUGAAGAGUGAUCAUCCUCUAUCAUUUGAACACCCAGCCGUCCUUUUAUGUAAAUAUAUAAAUAGCCGCUACAUAUAAGUAAAUGAUGUGUGUAUAAUUUAAAGAAAAAAAUAUUUAGAUAUAAUUUAGUAAAGGUGAUAAUGAUCCAUAUAUUCAUAUUCAAAACUGCGCCAGUAGCUAUGAUUCGAUUAAAAGCGUCAAAAAGACCCUAUCUAAACGUCUCUCUCUUCAAAUAAUCAGGAUUAAGAAUGUUUGCAAAACGGUGCUUUCCAUCGUACGAUAAGAUAUGCACGGCAUUAAUCGAUUCCGAUUGUAAUACACCUGACGUAGAAGGAUUUCCCAUCCUGCAGCUACUGAUGGUAUUGUAUGUUGGUGGCUGGUCAAACUUUUUAGAUAGCUUAUCAGCUCGCUCGACUUGAACGAGAAUAUUUAAGUAGAGUACGUCCAGCCACUGUUCGCUCUUGUUCAUUCGUAGACAUUUUGGGAUAGCGGAUCCAAGCUAAAAGUAUGGCACUGAAAUCCUUGUUCGUUGUGGCGUUGCUGAUUGGCACCAGUUUAGCUGGCUGGGAGGAAGAUCUAUAUCUGACGAAGCGUCGUCUUCCACGCGGACUGGUGUUACCGGUUGCGCCAACCACCAACGGCCGAAUUGUCGGAGGAUUCGAGGCAAACAUUGCCGACUUUCCGUAUCAGCUUUCGCUGCGUCAGAAUGGAGCGCAUAUUUGCGGUGCAUCGGUGAUUUCGAGCAACUUUGCUCUUACGGCUGCACAUUGUACGUUCCCGGCUCCACCAGUAACGGCGAUCACUCUUCGAGGUGGAAGUACCGAUCGUACGGCUGGAGGUAUUGUAUUCCAAGCGGCAGAAAUCAUCAACCAUCCGUCGUACUCCGACGGCAGUCUGGACUUUGACGUGAGUGUCAUCCGCAUCACGACGUCGUUCGUUGGUGCAAACAUUUCACCGAUCCCGCUAGCACCCGAGGGUACUGACUAUCCGGCCGGUACACGUACCUUCGUUACUGGAUGGGGACUGACCAGCGCCAUUGGUGCACUGCCGAUCAAUCUGAUGGCGGUUGAGGUGCCGCUUAUCUCACAGGAAAGUUGCCGCAGCGUUUGGGGUGCAGCCAGUGUUACCGAUAACAUGAUUUGUGCUAGCGAACCGGGACGUGAUGCUUGCAGCGGUGACAGUGGUGGCCCCCUGACCAACAACGGGCGCCAGAUCGGUAUCGUUUCCUGGGGAUCACCCCUCUGCUUGGGCAAUCUUCCGGGUGUGUACGCUCGCGUGGCCGCCCCAAGUAUUCGUGCUUUUAUUCGUGACAGUGCAAACGUGUAAAACAAGAAAGGUUGAGUAAAAGUUUGAAAUAGAGUAAAUUUAAUGUUUGAACUUAUAAUCUUGUUUUUUUAUGCUCACUGGUUGUGGAAUCAUUAUUAAUGUGUAAAUUUAGAACCGAUUUUAAUAUUCUCUCUUUUGGUGCAUG